AUGAAAUUCGAUAGCGGUGAUUUAGCAAUCUGUGUGACCUGCGGCACACAAUUUGACGUUCCUCUAUCUCAAGCUCCCCCAAACUGUCGCGUCUGCGAUGAUCCACGACAAUUCGUCCCAGCAUCAGGCCAAGCUUGGACAACCCUUUCAGAGGCCCAAUCUACGCAGAAGAAUCAAUUCCAACGAGAUGAUAAGAACCCCAACCUCUGGUUCAUCAGUACCACGCCAAACGACCCUGGAUACAAUCCCUUGAGACCAUCGCCGUCACUCACCUUUCCCAACAAGCAGCUCGGUAUCGGCCAGCGAGCCAUCUUGAUUCAGACUCCGUCUGGAAAUAUCCUCUGGGACUGCAUUGCCUUCCUCGACGAGGAAACGAUCAAGUUUGUCAAGGAGAAGGGAGGACUCAAGGCGAUUGUGAUAUCCCAUCCGCACUUCUACACUACGCAUCUGGAAUGGGCCAAUGUAUUCCAGUGUCCUGUCUACACGAGCAAGGCGGACGAGCAGUGGUUGAACCGUAAGGAUGACAAGAACCAGAGAAUCCUCAUCGAAAAGACCACCGCAAUCAAGGAGGUAGAGGGCGUAACUGCCAUUGUGGUAGGAGGCCACUUCGAUGGAAGUCUGAUCCUGCAUUACGAAGGUCAAUUAUUCCAUGCAGAUUCGAUCAUGGUGGUUCCCUCUGCAUACUACCAGAAGGAUCGUUUGCCCGGAACUACUAGCUACAGCUUCAUGUGGAGCUACCCGAACAUGAUACCGUUGCCGCCUCACAAGAUCCAUGGUAUAUGGAAGGCGCUGCAACCUUUCGAGUUCAAUGCUACGUAUGGAGGGUUUGCGGGCCAGAACAACAGACGACAUGAUCUAAAAGAGCAGUUAUUGGAGAGCAUGAAGGUGUUUGUCAGAGUAGCUGGGCAUGAGAAUGCUCUGGUUCUCCAGGAGAGUCUUUAG
Molecule: messenger RNA, 942 nt
Organism: Aaosphaeria arxii CBS 175.79
Lineage: Eukaryota; Fungi; Ascomycota; Dothideomycetes; Pleosporales
Exons: 3
Coding region: 1-942 (313 amino acids)
Source: RefSeq, a predicted model, not a curated record